UGUCACUCAAUACUGUAACGAGAUAUACGGAUUGUUCGAGGUGUGUGAGAAAUUGCAAGACUUUUUGAAAAUAGACGCUGCGAAUGCUUUCGAGAUCACCGAGUCUGUUCUUUCGCGGACAGUCGCUUCGUGCGAGGACUGUCUGCGCAUACUGGCAAAGAUGCUAGAUAUCCCCCCCAAAAGAGAGGCACAGGGCUUCUCACUGGAUCAAGAGAAUAAAGUGGCCUAUAUACAAGAAGCAAGUAGAGGGCAUCAUUGAGCGGUUGGUGUGAUAUACGCAGCUUUUCCAGUUUGCAUUGACCGUGGAAGGAUGUGCCAUUUUGUCGCGUACUCCAGAGGACGUCACGAUGGUUCUCAAACUUCAACGCGAUACCUGUAGCAAGCCCCACGAUAUCACUAAAGGCAUUGCAGCACUCAAGGUAUCCGCAGAAGAUUAUCGGAGCACAGCAGACCGGAUGGAAUUGGUGCUGGGAAAUGUGGAAUAUUUGGCGGAUCCAUCACAACGCUUAUCGGAGAUUCAAGAAAGUGUGGGGAGCAUCGAACGUCAACUUACUGAUAGCCUAGAUAGAGAGAUACUAGAUUGGCUAUCAUCCGAGCGAGGCCAGGGUCGACACCACGAGGUUCAAUCUCGACGCACCCCCGGGACAGGAAAGUGGAUUCUGAGCACUCCAGCCUUCCAAACGUGGCUUAAUAAUGCAUACCCUGAGAGAUUAUUAUGGAUUGUUGGGGCGCCGAGAUGCGGGAAAUCGACGUUGGUUUCCUUAAUAGUCGACGAGCUGAAGGUCCUGCAGGCGAGCGACAAUGCACCAAUUGCUUAUUACUACUCUUCGCAUCCAUCUUCACACAGGACAUCUCCAGAGUCCUUCGUGUCGCCAAGUAUGAAAGCAGCACCGUCACCGUGAACUACACCAGCCACUAUCAGGCCAUUGAUAUGGCGUUUCGCGGUGUCAAGGGGUCUGGUGAUGGAAGAGGGUAUGCCUACUUGAUACAUUUU
This is a messenger RNA of Aspergillus glaucus CBS 516.65, 994 nucleotides long. RefSeq lists its product as uncharacterized. NCBI's taxonomy places the organism in Eukaryota, Fungi, Ascomycota, Eurotiomycetes, Eurotiales, Aspergillaceae. The record is from RefSeq and is a predicted model, not a curated record. The transcript has 4 exons. Bases 348 to 902 code for a protein of 184 amino acids.